AUGGCCGCCGUUCAACUCUCUUUCGCUCUUCGCACAUCCUCCAGCGUCAAGACCGUCCAUCUCCUCGGUUCAUGGGACAACUACGCCGGGCAACUUCCCCUUUCCAAGGAUAAGACUUCCUCCAAGUCUGGUUCGUGGAAGGGAACAUUCAGAUUCCAGGGUGCUACUCUCCAAGCCGGUCAACGAUACUGGUACUACUACAUCAUCGAUGGGUACCACGUUUCCCACGAUCCUUCCCAGUCAUCCACCACCGAGCCCACCACUGGCCGCGUUCUCAACAUCCUUGAUGUCCCAUCCGAGAAGUCUUCAUCCAAGUCAUCUUCCAAGUCAUCGUCCAAGUCAUCCUCAGACAAGGAGCGAUCUUCCAAGCACAGCUCCAGCCGCGAGAAGCACUCUUCUUCCAGCUCCCGCCGUGAGUCCCGCCGCGAUGUCGCCUCAGACAUCCCCAAGGGUCGCCCUCUCUCCGUCUCCCAGAUCAAGUCACCCAAGCCAGUUGCACCACACGCCACCAAGUACAUCUUGGAAGCCGACUACAGUGCACCAACUGUUGAGGAGCUCACCUCCCGCUUCAGCGCUGCCACCAUCGACGAGUACGACUACCAGCUCUCCAGCUCGCCACCAUCCUCCGUUGGCUCCAGCCUUUCCAGCCGCUCCGACAGCGACUCCGCCAGCUCCCUCAGCGGAUACAGCUCCCCAGCUUCGUCCGUCGGUGACUGCACCUGUGAGCGCUACGGCAUCACCCGCUCCGGUGACCGCGUCAAGUUGGACUGUGGUGGUUCCCGCUGUGCCUACAGUGAGGACUCCGACUCUUGCUGCUCCUCCGAUGACGAGUACGUCCCAACCUCUUCCCGCCGCCACGGCUUGGUCGUUCGACGGUGA
Messenger RNA from Mollisia scopiformis, 879 nucleotides. RefSeq lists its product as uncharacterized. The transcript has a single exon. Bases 1 to 879 code for a protein of 292 amino acids. NCBI's taxonomy places the organism in Eukaryota, Fungi, Ascomycota, Leotiomycetes, Helotiales, Mollisiaceae. The record is from RefSeq and is a predicted model, not a curated record.